Molecule: messenger RNA, 1643 nt
Organism: Bactrocera neohumeralis
Lineage: Eukaryota; Metazoa; Arthropoda; Insecta; Diptera; Tephritidae
Gene: twf
Product: twinfilin
Exons: 4
Coding region: 93-1124 (343 amino acids)
Biological process (GO): regulation of lamellipodium assembly; actin filament depolymerization; positive regulation of neuron projection development
Cellular component (GO): actin filament; cytoplasm; myofibril
Molecular function (GO): actin filament binding; actin monomer binding
Source: RefSeq, a predicted model, not a curated record
GAUAGCAGUAAACAUUUUUGUUGGUGUGUUGGAGUGAGUAAUUUAUAUUCAGAUAUUUGCCGAAAAUUGAAAAAUAAGCCAAAAAUAGAAAAAUGUCGCAUCAAACUGGAAUAAAAGCUAACGAAAAACUCACCAAAGUUUUCGCGAAGAGCAAAAAUGGAAAGCUACGUGUGAUAAAGGUAUCAAUAGAAAAUGAGGAGUUGAAUUGCACUGCUACAGUAGAUGUGAAGAAAGACUGGGAAAGAGACUAUGACAAAUUGAUAGGUCCAUUAAUAGAAGAAAAUGUACCAUGUUAUAUUCUCUACCGUUUGGAUAGUAAAACAUCGUUGGGAUAUGCAUGGCUUCUGCUGAGCUGGGUACCAGAUACCGCCACAAUACGACAAAAGAUGGUUUACGCAUCUACAAAAGCGACACUUAAAAAUGAAUUCGGUUCAGCUCAUAUCACCGAGGAAAUACAUGCGACAUCAAUAGAAGAGACCACCUUUGAAGGAUAUGUAAGACAUAAACAAGACUUCGCGGCACCAGCGCCAUUAACAACGCGCGAAGAAGAGCUUGUAGAAUUACGCAAAACUGAAAUCAACACCGAUAUUAAUACCGACACGCGACACCAAACUUUAGGUGGUGUUGCCUGCCCACUGACUGACGCCACUGUGCUAGCUAUAAAGGAUUUGCUUCGCGGUUCAUAUGACUAUCUACAAUUUCGAAUCGAUCUUGAAGAGGAACGUAUACAUGUCUCCAAAGCAGCUGUGGUGUCGUUGAUUGAUUUGCCUCGUCAAAUUCCUGACGAAAAUGCACGUUAUCAUUUAUAUCUCUUUAAACAUACUCAUGAAGGUGACUAUCAAGAGGCAUUUAUUUUCAUUUAUUCUAUGCCAGGGUACACAUGUUCGGUACGUGAACGUAUGAUGUAUUCCAGCUGUAAAGCUCCCUUUUUGGAUACUCUGAAUGCCCUUGGAGUGACUGUGGUGAAAAAGUUAGAAAUUGAUAGCGGCGCAGAAUUGACUGAGGAGUUUCUGCUCGAGGAACUUCAUCCUAGAAAACUUGCCAGCAGACCCGCGUUUGCAAAACCUAAAGGCCCACCGAACCGCGGUGCAAAACGUUUGACUCGUCCACAAGAACAAUCUUAAAGACAGUCACUUCACAAAGUACUAAGCUGCAUGUUCAUGUCGCAGCAAUAUGACUAAUGCUUUCCUUAUUCUUCCAUCUCAUGAUAAACUCGCAUUGAAUUAGGAUUCAGAAACUGGACUUUAAGCAUUUUCAAAUUAAUACAAUAAUAAAUAUGAAAUAUGGAGAGAUUACACAUAUUCAUAUGUGUGCAAUAUUAAUAUUUCAAUAUUUCAAUGUGCGGUAUCUUAUGCAUACAUACUAAUACAUAUAUGUAUUCUCAUGUAUUACUGCUUUCUAAUGAUAAGAAAUUGUCUUUACAUUACUUUUCAAACAAUUCAUAUCGUGAUUUUCAAUUGCAUUAAAAUUACAUCGAUUAAAAGUUUUGUCGUUGAAAUAAAAUACUUAGUAUAUAAAAUAGUUAAAUGGUAAAUGAUCAUGUUUAUCUAACAAUUAGUAAUACACAAUGUUGUCUUCAAUGUAGCUGUAUUUGAUCGUCUAAAUUGCAAUAUAUGUAAAAUAUACAUACAUAUGUACAUCAA